Aspergillus nidulans FGSC A4 is the source of this 557-nucleotide messenger RNA. RefSeq lists its product as uncharacterized. Bases 62 to 349 code for a protein of 95 amino acids. The record is from RefSeq and is a predicted model, not a curated record. NCBI's taxonomy places the organism in Eukaryota, Fungi, Ascomycota, Eurotiomycetes, Eurotiales, Aspergillaceae. The transcript is spliced from 2 exons.
UUUUGAGUCCUCAGUACGUCUGCAUUAUACAAGAUCUCCCUUCCACCUCCCGUGUCUGACCAUGUUUGAAACCCGCCUCUGCGGCGCUUGUGGCGAGCCUGCUACCGGGGUUGCCGGCAUUUCCCAGAGCUGGUACGAAACCUGUCCGGGGUGCGACGCAAUCAACAAUGGCCUUACAAUGUGUGAUGUGUGCAUGGAAGGCGAUGAGGAGAUUGAAGGGGUCUGCUGGAGGUGCAACGAUGAAGAAUGGAUCCGUUGUUCUUAUGAAUGUGAGAAUGGGUAUGUACAAAGGGUUGAGCGGUGUCCUAGUGAGAUGCAUUGUGAUCACUGGGAGUAUGAGGAUGACUGAGGGUUUAGGGCAUUAUAUGGUAGUUAAGGAUCCCUGUCUUGUCAGGGCCUAGGACUCUUUCGAUGGGCUAUCGUCAGAUGUAUGGAGAUGUGAAUACAGUCUCUGUGCUUUGUUCCUUGGCCUCUAUCUUCCAGAAGCUCGUUCUAGAUGCACUUUUUGGUCUAUCCUUGAGUCUGGAUUAUUCUGCACAGAACUCACAGUCCAUACU